Messenger RNA from Thermochaetoides thermophila DSM 1495, 816 nucleotides. The record is from the annotation of a RefSeq genome assembly. Lineage: Eukaryota; Fungi; Ascomycota; Sordariomycetes; Sordariales; Chaetomiaceae.
AUGGUCGACUUGCCCCCAAGAAAUAUGAUAUGAUGCCUUCCUUCUCAGCCGCAAGUACAAGCGCGUUCAGAAUGGCUCUCCUCACAAGCUCCCCGUCUCAGGCCGGCUAGCAAAAGCACUGCCCUCCUCACCUCCCAGCAAAGAUCGCCCUCCCACAUCAUAACUUCCUCCUCAACCACCCCAAGGAUACGCCCCCUCCACACCACACCCGCCGCCCACCGCGUUCGCUUACCCCAGCGCCUAACAGCCACCACCAACCGGCCCGACGAGCGCCCGCCCUCAGAGCCGCCCACAACUGACUUCGGGCGCAUGGACAUGCUCGGCGACAUUCCCGUGCCGUCCACGUCCAUCGACGUCUGUCACGCGGACGGGUUCGUGCUCAACUCAGGGGUGCAGGUCCGCGGUGGCUCCGGGGUGCUGCUUGUCGGUGGCGAGGCGUUUACCUGGCGGCCGUGGGAAGCGAAGGGCAGUAAGAAGCUGGUGAAUGAGAAGGGCCAGUGGGAGGUGCCGAGUGAGGUGUGGGGGGUUUUGGGGGUUAUCUGGCCAAAGCCGGACCUCUUGAUCGUUGGCGUCGGUCCAGAGAUUCGCCCGCUGAGCCCUGCCACGCGGCAGGCCAUCAGUGCGCUGGGUAUCCGCGUCGACGUGCUAGACACACGCAACGCUGCUUCGCAGUACAACAUGCUCGCGACAGAGCGCGGGGUGAACGAUGUGGCGGCUGCCCUGAUCCCGAUCGGUUGGAAGGAUGGUAUUGGUGUGGUGUUUUCCUCGUCGUCAUCGGCCGCAGCUGGAGGGAAGAAGGAGUGUAAUAAGGGGUAA